Actinia tenebrosa (Australian red waratah sea anemone) is the source of this 1401-nucleotide messenger RNA. RefSeq names its product transmembrane protein 222. The record is from RefSeq and is a predicted model, not a curated record. NCBI's taxonomy places the organism in Eukaryota, Metazoa, Cnidaria, Anthozoa, Actiniaria, Actiniidae.
UAAUCAAGAUGGCGGAUGAUCACCAGUGAGAGUCAGCGAUAAAGAAGGAAUGGCCGACAAUCUUGAAGCAAAUAUAAUGGAUAACGAAAAUGGCUUACCGAGAAUUGAUAGAGCAAGAAGUAGAUAUCCGUUCUGUGUUGUUUGGACGCCAAUUCCUCUGCUAACAUGGAUGUUUCCUUUUAUUGGUCAUAUGGGAAUUUGCAUGUCAUCUGGUGUAAUAAGAGAUUUUGCCGGACCAUAUUACGUGUCUGAAGACUGUAUGGCUUUCGGCAGACCAACAAGGUAUUGGAGACUAAAUCCCUCCAAGGUCACAAGUGCUACUAACAGCUGGGAUACCUCWGUUUCCACUGCKUCUGAUGAAUAUAAACACAGAAUGCAUAAUUUGUGCUGUGACAACUGUCACUCACAUGUUGCCAUGGCGCUGAAUACAAUGGGAUAUGAUGGAUCCUCAUCGUGGAAUAUGUUCAAACUGGCUUUGUACAUGCUCAUUUUUGGAAAAUUUGUCAGUUUUGGUGGAGCUCUCAAGACUUGGCUUCCAUUUAUUAUUAUUUUAACUACCAUCAUCCUGUUGGUCGUUCUCUUGUAAUAUUGCUGGGUUUCAYUUGCAGUAUUUCCUAUCUUGUGAAAGUUUUCAAAAGCAUUCUUUCUGGCUGACAGCACAUGGUGGAUUAUUCUUGACCACCAUUUAGAGCAUUUAGAGCACAUAAUGCAACUUAUAUGAAACAAACCAGGGAAGUGCAUGUAGAGUGUGUAUCUAAGAACACUGUAUCUACAGGAUAUACAGAAACAUUGUCUAGUACAGCAGUAUCAGUAAAAUAUUCCUUAAUUAAAUUUCAAAAAUAAAUUUCAUAUAGUAUCUAAGAGCAGUAUUUCAUAUCAGUAUCCCAGCUUCCCUUCCCAGAAAGUUCAUUAAAUGAACAACAAAGUUUGUAGGGAGGGAAGCUUGCAUACCAAUAUGAAAGACAUCUGCUGAGAAGGCUAGAGUUUGUAGGUUCUAAAAGGCAUGCUCUUCUUUAGAAUUUUAAUUUAUGAUAGAACCAUUACAUUUUCUUUUUAUACUUUGAAUUUAUUGUUAGAACAUAUAUAAUGAACAAUAGUAAUAGUGUAAACAUGUUUACACUAAUAGCGCUUGGUCCUAGGCAAAUUAGUUGUCAAUGAAUUUCAGCAUGGGCCAUACUUUAAAAUUAGCUGUGUGUACAUUUAGUGCCCAGAAAGAAUUGUACUCUUUUCCCAUGCUCAGGAACCAAGUGUGAAUAUGCUCUACAAUCUCAAUAACAACAUAACCUAUUCUUUUUUUGUAAAAUAUAUACUCUGUAAAUCUCUUAUAGCAUACUAUCACAUAGUUUUGACUAGUUGCUUUCUAUCUCAUAGAAUAAAAUAAUUUUGCAUGGCAGAUCAAAA